AACUGAACUGUGGUUGCGAUUUGGCACAAUUUAUUUGCUGGAAGUGAAGCAAGACCAAUAAUUUUUAAUAAGUUGAUUUGUUUGAAUUUUUCGGCUUUAAAAUAUUUAAACAAGUUUCAAAUCAGGUUUAAUGGGUGACACUGACGUUGACGCGGUCGUCAUUGACAAUGGGUCUGGAAUGUGUAAGGCUGGAUUUGCUGGAGACGACGCUCCACGAGCCGUAUUUCCAACUAUUGUUGGCCGACCACGUCAUCAGGGAUCCAGUGCGGCAGAAUACGUGGGGGAUGAAGCUCAAGCGAAGAGGGGAAUGUUGACUUUAAAGUAUCCAAUUGAGCAUGGAGUUGUGACAAAUUGGGAUGAUAUGGAGACAAUAUGGAGUUACACGUUUGAAAAUGAGCUCCGCGUGGCUUCCGAUGAGCAUCCCGUCCUCCUUACCGAGGCUGCUAAGAAUCCCAAGAUCAAUCGUGAGAAGUUGACACAAAUAAUGUUUGAGACAUUUAAUUUACCAGCAAUUUACUUAUCGAAUCAAGGAGUGCUUUCUGUCUACGCGGCUGGCCGAACGAAUGGUAUUGUACUAGAUUGUGGUGACGGAGUCACACAAGCAGUCCCUGUAUACGAUGGGUAUGCAGUUACCCAUGCAAUGCAUCGAUCCGACUUUGCGGGCCGCGAUUUGACGGAUUACUUAGCGAGGAUGCUCACUGAGAAUGGAUACUCGUACUUUAGCUCAAUCGGGAAAAGAGAAAUCGCUCGAGAUCUUAAAGAACGUUUAUGUUAUAUUGCGGUUGAUUUUGAUCAGGAAACCAGAAUGUCGACAAGCUCGCUUGAGAAGCCGUACGAACUUCCAGAUGGUGAACUCAUAACCAUUGGGGAGGAAAGAUUCCGCACAUCUGAAUCGCUUUUCAAGCCUGGUUUGUUGGGACUGUCAGUUGGUGGAAUUCAAGAAAUGGUUUAUAACUCGGUGCUAAAGUGCGACCCUGAUAUCCGAAAGGAGUUGUACCAGCAUAUUAUAUUGUCUGGAGGUACGUCAAUGUUGCCCGGAUUUGCUGACCGUCUCAAGAACGAGAUCGUGGAAUUGGCACCGAAAUCUAUGAAAGUCAGGAUAAAGGCUCCAGAGGAGCGUAAAUAUUCUGCCUGGAUUGGAGGAUCAAUUCUUGGUUCGUUGGAGACUUUCAAAAACAUGUGGAUCUCGAGGGCCGAGUAUGAUGAAGCUGGGCCGGCUAUUGUAAACACAAAAUGUGCCUAAACUUGUGCAUUAUUUGGUUGUAAUUGAAAAUUUAUCACAUUACAUUUUGAUGUAACUCAUGAAAUAUAUUGAUUCAUUGAUUUAUUCAUUAAUAAAUAACUGGAUAGUAUAAUUGAAAUAAGAAAAACGAA
This is a messenger RNA of Folsomia candida, 1374 nucleotides long. RefSeq names its product actin. Bases 131 to 1243 code for a protein of 370 amino acids. The record is from RefSeq and is a predicted model, not a curated record. The transcript is spliced from 6 exons. NCBI's taxonomy places the organism in Eukaryota, Metazoa, Arthropoda, Collembola, Entomobryomorpha, Isotomidae.